CGAUCUUGGCGGCGUAAACAAUAGCGCGCUAUUGUUUAUAUGUUAUUGUUUAUAUAGCCUUGUUAUUAUUCGCACGACGACACUUGAAUAGUAUUGUAGUGGGAAAGACGCUCCGUCGAAUUAUUUUCCUAAACGCGGUUGCGACAAAUAUUAAAAUAUAAUUUGCUACAAUCUACAUUAUAUUUAAAAAUCAGGAAAAAAAUUAUUAAGAAAAUUUAUUUCAUUUUACAUGCGUAUAUACAUAAAAAUACUUCAAUUAUAAUUUAUUAUUGCUGUAGUAUAUACUAGAAUGACAAAACAUCAUGCGCAACUAAUAAAACAUUAAUAAAUCCAUAAUAUUUCUCAGCAUUUUUGAUUCACAAUAUGUUUAGCACGGAUAUGCACCAAAAUCGGUCGUUUUAUCAUGGCAUUAAAAAGUGAAUUUGCCCAUGUAGUUCCGCCGGCUCUAAAAUGGAUCUAGUUAGCGCCACUGUAUUAGUUAGGAAAACGGUCUCAUAAAAAAACGGCGUGGCCCUUCUCAGUUUUCUCUCUGCUGUAAUUCAAGUGAAGGUGAAAAUUACAAAAAUGAGCGAAUUUAUUAGGUUUGGAUUAACGAAAUUAUAUAUUUUCCAGUAAAUUCGCUCAUUUUUAUAAUUUUUAAAAUUACGGAUGUUAUUAAAUCCGAUUAAAAGUGACGUAUGAACGUAGUCAUAAAGAAGAAAAUAAAGAACCAAUCAGGACAAAGGGAAAAAAAUUUGUUUCUCGUGAUUGGUCAGCCAAAUGUUUCGUGCUUUUAUCUCAUCAAAUAGAAUGCAUCUUCUAUGUAAUAAUCUUCUAUGAUUGUCUCAGUUCAUCGCAUCAUUCCGCGCCACUUUUGUUUAGUUUUGAACAACAAUAGUUUUGAAUUCGUAAACCGUCUCGCGAGUUUAAAGUUGAUAGUGUGUAGUGUGAUUUGAUUGUUUGCGAUUUCUGAAUUCUAAGGAAAAUCUAUUGCUGCUUCGAGAUAAAUCUUACGUUUAUUUGCGCUUGUGUUUAUCUCCAGCUCCAAAUAGGUUGCACAGAAGGAUGUCAUCACCUAGUCAUACAAUCACUUUCAGCGAAGCUUCCAGCUACCAGCUCGAAAAAGAUUCCUUCGAAUUGGUCGAUAUAGACAGCCAAGUGUGCAAGUUACAAGCGUUACUGGAAAACGAAGAUCUUGCUCUCAAUACGGAGUGCUUGCUACAAAUGUUGGAGCAAUGUCUCUCCAGAUAUACAGUUGAAUCGCUUGACAAGCAAGUUUUCAAAAAUGUUAUGCCGAAAGCUCAACAUUUUCUGUCACAAAUCGUGAGAUCCAUAGACGACACAAUAAUGGGCGAUAACGUGAAAAUCGAUGAUCUGGAUAGUGUUAUGCACAAACUGCGUAUCUGUGAUGGCGUGCUUGCCUUCUGGAAAAAAUGUAUAGAACAUGUAUCGACACUUGGAAAAGUUCGAGCUCCUUAUGUCACAUCGUUAUGCAACAUUUUACCUGAAACGAUAAAAAUCGUUUUUGAACAUUGCAAAACCAGCCCAAAGUACGGAAUUUUAUUGAGCGGUGCGAUGCAAGAAUUGAGGAAUUUGUUCACAAAAGGGGGCGCGAUCUUUAAGCUAUUCUUUGCCACUUUGAACAGCGUAAUCGUCUUCGACACGGAUGUGCAAUCGGAAACGGAGCUGUUGAUGAAAGUGAUCGAUGCGUACGGUAGCAUCGCCUCUAUCGCAAACGGGAUGGACACCAAGACGUUUGUUGAUUUAUCCGAGGCAUUUGCUAAAUUGGCUCUUAUUUAUCAUGACAAUAUCAAACCAAACAGUGUCGUGAUGCAUCUCGCUCAAAUGGCGAAAGAUGUGUCCCGUCUUUUAUCCACGAUCAAGGAUCAGAAGAACGCGGAACGAAGUAUAUUGGUUGCUAUGCGUUUAUUAAAAAUCCUCGAGAAAUUAACAGCUGUUUACAACGAAUGUCUCACAAACGAAACGAUGCUAUAUCUGGUGGAACUUUUGGCGCACAUGCACGGAUAUUCAUGCUUCAGUUUAACAAAAGCGGACGAAAGAACAAUUUCAAUCAAUGCUACAUCUUUCUUGGAUAUUAUCUUUAAUCACGAUGAUUUCAAGCAGGUAUAUUUUCAGUAUGGAAGGCAAAUUGCCUCACAUGAUCAACAUGUAAAUUAUCAUUUAUUGACAAUCGCUAUUAUGGAAAAACUGAACAACAUGCCAUACGAGAAUCAUUACAAAUGGUCUCUAGGUUCGGAUUCAAUCUUGGACGUUGCGCUAACAUACAUAGAAUAUCUCGGAGAAGAAAUUUGCGUCGGAGAGUUAAAAUUGCUAGGUACUCAUGAGAUUGGCGGAUCAUUACCGUUAAUCAAUGUUUAUGAGGCAACUCUGAUAUUUUUUUGCGAUCUUGUCAGUAAGAUUCGACCAGAAGACUUUCACACACUCGAGACACUUCUGCUAAAGUAUUUGUUGUGUGGCCACUUUUGGAGUUCUCUGCUAAGCUCAGACGUUUGGUGCUUUAUUGGCAGGCUCGGAACUUCGCAACUAUGCGCCGAUCAUAUCAAACAUCUGAUCAAAGUCUCCGUCAUUUUGAUAGAAAGACGUGACAGUAUAGAAGCGAUCAUGCUAGAUCACAUGAUUAUCAGUCUAUUUGAACUAUUGACUGAAGACAUGAAAUCUACUCUUCUCAAGAAUCUCGUUGAGACUAUGGAUAUAAAUAAUUACGUACCCAUCCUGUAUCUACUAGUAGCGAAAACUAAGGGUUUUACAUCGGAACGAUUGCGGCAUAAAUUCGAGGACUUGCCGAAGGCUUUUUUGGAUCUGCAAGAACACCCUUCUAUUUGCAAUUGGAAACGUCUUAUACAAUCUGUAUCCGCGAUGGUAGCGGUGGAUUAUAGCGAUAACAAGGACAUUAUUGAAAUCCUAACUAAAUUGUGGACUUUCGUGGAAGAUGCGAUUAUCAAGUGCGAAGGCAAACAAUUAGAUAUAGUAUCUGAUUUGUUCGUUAGCCUGCUCGACGCCACUCGUCUUGGAAGUCUUCAGGAUAACAUGUUUUGUUCGAUUUUAAAGUCUAUCGCGACCUCAUGCGUCUAUUUGCCUUCUCGGGGCAAAAUCAAGAUCUGCCAUUUUAUACGACGAUGCAGCGAGGAUCUCGAUCGUUGCGGAGUCCAAGGCGUAGCAUCCAUCUUGAUCGGGUUGUUCGCUCAUCUACUGGAAAACGAGAACCCCUGGGUACGUCAGGAAGCCCUGGAGACUUUCGAGCAUAUAGGACAAAGAUGCUCGGAGCAACUGAUCGCUAAAAUAGCGAAGGCUCUGGCUAAAAUACCCAACAUCAACAGCGUCAUGCAAGCUUACUUGUCUUCGAGGCCGUAUUAUUCCCUGGAAGGCUUCGCAAACAUGCAGGACUUUCUUAGAUAUUUGGCUGGAGCUAUCAAAAAUCGCGACGAGCACACAUGCUACGAGUACAAUGAAUCCGAGAGAGAAGAGAAGAUACCGAGGCUGGAAAAAGAGGAAAACUCAUCGUGCGAUGUUUUUAUGCCGAUAUUAAUACAACUGGACGAACGAGCCGAGGAGUUGUGCAAAGAAUUAGCGAAAGUGUUGGAAGGUCGAGCCGUUAUCAGCGAUGCCGUCUGCAGAAAAUUGAUAACUGUACUAGAAAAAAUUAUUCGAACGAAAUGAAAUUUCGCGGAAUUGAUAAGUUUGUCUUAUUUCACAUGAUAAAGGGGAUAAUCUAUCGGUGAUAAAGAUGAAAACUGGAAAUAGCAGUUUAUUGGAAAUAGUAGUGGUAAUUGAAAAAAGAACAAAAAAUAAAUAAAAUAUAAAUUAGAAAAAAAUUAUUCUGCAAAAGAA
This is a messenger RNA of Formica exsecta, 3828 nucleotides long. RefSeq lists its product as uncharacterized. Lineage: Eukaryota; Metazoa; Arthropoda; Insecta; Hymenoptera; Formicidae. The transcript is spliced from 14 exons. Bases 1045 to 3657 code for a protein of 870 amino acids. The record is from RefSeq and is a predicted model, not a curated record.